This is a messenger RNA of Guyanagaster necrorhizus, 1074 nucleotides long. RefSeq lists its product as uncharacterized. Lineage: Eukaryota; Fungi; Basidiomycota; Agaricomycetes; Agaricales; Physalacriaceae. The record is from RefSeq and is a predicted model, not a curated record. The transcript has 4 exons. Bases 94 to 750 code for a protein of 218 amino acids.
UGGGUUAAAAAAGUGCGCAUAUUACCUCCGUGCUAGCGCUCACAACCACAAUUGCAACGGGGAAUUGAAUCCAUCGGUAGCGACCGCAGCAAUAUGUUGAAAUACGCCCUGCAGCGUGGGAUGGUCCCCAAGAUGGGAUUGCGUUCCGACGUCAGUGGCUCGAGGAUACACAGUGAGAAUACGUUUGGGUGGCAAUCGAUGGGCGGUUCACAGUUGUUGUCAGGUAAAAGGGUUUUCCAAAGUCUACUCCCUCCUAUCAAAUCACACCCACCAGCGAGCCCACAGCUAUAUCUGGGUCUGAUAUCGUUUCUUUGCCUUUACGCUGCGAAAUCUGACUGCCUUCUUUGGGGCAAUCUUCUUCACCUCCGGCUUUUUUCUACCAGCAGCGAUAGCAUCCUCCAGCGUAGGCAAACUGCAUGUUGGGAUAGGCGGAGAUGGUCGGGCGUAGAUCCAGGUUUUACCCUCUUCGGGGGGAUGCGGCUCUGGGGUGGACAUCCGCAGGUUGGACGUGGGUGCUUGGUUGGGGGUUAUCACGAUCAUCGUGAGGACGGUGAAAUGGCGGAGUUCACAAGUACAACACGACCCAUUGCCGUGAUCCAGUGGCACAUAUCGCUUCCCGUUUUCCUUGUUAGUCCGGAUACAGUCUCUUUUUUAAUUCAAACGAGUUCAAUCGGUGACCCCCCGUCCGUCCAAUGCUGCGCAGUGAAUUUUUACUGUUGCAGAGGUAUAGGGGGGUCCGUCAAGAAUUGAAGCUUGCAAGAAGUCACUUCGAGACUCGAACUUGGAAGAAACUUUGAUGGUCGUCUGGAUAACUCAGAAAUGUUGUUUAUCUUAAUUCGCCCGGCCUCGAUGACGUGUGAACGCACUAUUUCGGUUGGACAGACCCAUUACCGAACGACCAGUCGGUGCGUCCAUCGAAAUGACGGUCCGACGAUCACGUGCUUUAAGCAGCGGGCCACAGAAGACCCCGAGCCGAAUUUGUUGACAUCAUAAUGAUAUAAACUCACAUAUUCGGUUCUUUCUCACUCUUCUUUCUCAAUGUCAACCACAAAAGUCGACGGCCGUGCCAUGCUG